CAGGAGCGGUGACGCGCUAGCAUUACAGCCUGCUCUGCGCUCCAGUGUCUGUGAAAUCAGUUAGGAGCCAGCAGGAAAGCGGGGUGCUAACUGAAACGCAGAACCGAGCCUGGAGGGGGAAACACAAAGAAAACUGGAUUUUUUUGUUUUUUUAUUACGGGAAUACACCUCAGAUCGGACCAUAAUCACUAAAGCAGAAGAACCCUCCAAGACUGAGCUGUAAAUGUAUCAGAAACCGGGAGCCCAGCAUGAAGAAAGCAAGCAGGCCAGCGGCCACCUCCUCGAAGGCUGUGGCAGGGAGUAAGACGCAAAGCAACGAGAGGCUGAAAUCUGAGAACGGGGUGACUGGGAAGAGCAGCUCCAAGACUGGGGGCACAGCGCCGCUGUCCAAGACAAAGAGCAAUGAUGACCUGUUAGCAGGGAUGGCUGGCGGGCUGUCUGUGAACAACAGUGUGAAGGGAAAGAGGACCUGCUCGGUGGCGGGCACCUCCACAACCGGGACCACUGGCAGCACCUCUGAGGGCAAGACCAAGAGCAGCACAGGUUCUUCAGCUAAACGUGGCACGUCUUCUGGGGCUAAAGAGGUGAGCUCAACGCGAGACAGACUCCGGGAGCGUUCUCGAGCCGGUACAGGCAAGAAGCUGUCCUCCUCUGCAGCUGUUGUCACUAACGAUGCCACGCUGGCCAAGCGAUCCCGCAGCCGCAUACUGGCAGAGUCGGAGACACGCAUGAGCAAGUCUAAAUCAGACGGCCAGAUCACCGACAAAGCUGCCUUGGAGACUAAAGUGAAGGACCUUCUGGGCUUGGCAAAGAGCAAAGAUGUGGAGAUCCUGCACUUGCGAAACGAGCUAAGGGACAUGCGGGCCCAGCUGGGCUUGGGCGAGGAGACCUCUGAAGAGGGGGAGGAGGAUAAAGUGGUGGUGGCAGAGGAAGAGGUCGUCUCCAUCACUCACCAAGCUACAGAUGUGGAAUCCACUCUGCUGCAGCUCCAAGAGCAGAACAAUGCCAUCCGUGAGCAGCUGAACCAGCUGAAGAACGAGAACCGCAUGUUGAAAGACCGGUUGAAUGCGCUCGGCUUCUCCCUGGAGCAGAGGUUGGACGGCUCGGAGAAAAUCUUCAGUUACCAGUCCCUAAGCCUUGAUUUAGCUGUGGGAAGUGCCCACAGUGAUGGAGGAGGGACGCUGACCUCCUCGGUGGAAGGAUCGGCCCCUGGGUCCAUGGAGGAUCUCCUGAGCCAGGAUGAGAACACUCUAACGGAAAACCGUCGCAGCAGCUCCAUGGACAACCUGGACAGCGAAUCCAGCGAGGUCUACCAACCAAUCACCUCUAGCGACGACGCUCUGGAUGCCCCUUCCUGUUCCUCCUCCUCUUCCUCCGAGUCCGAGGGAGCCCCAAGUCGGGAGAGGUCUCGGAAAGGCAGCAGCGGGAACAUCAUUGAGGUCUCAGUGGCCUGCUUGACGGAGAGGAUCCACCAGAUGGAGGAGAACCAGCACAGCACCGCUGAGGAGCUUCAGGCCACGUUGCAGGAGCUGUCCGACCUGCAGCAGAUCACUCAGGAGCUGAACGCAGAGAACGAGAGGCUCGGGGAGGAGAAAGUCAUCUUGAUGGACUCGCUGUGUCAGCAGAGCGACAAGCUAGAGCACUACGGCCGGCAGAUCGAGUACCUCCGCACCUUGUUGGACGAGCAUCACAUCUCUUACGUCGUAGAUGAAGACAUCAAGAGCGGCCGUUACCUGGAGCUGGAGCAACGAUACAUGGAGCUGGCAGAGAACGCGCGCUUCGAGCGAGAGCAGCUGCUUGGGGUCCAGCAGCACCUGAGCAACACCCUGAAGAUGGCUGAGCAGGACAAUAAGGAAGCCCAAGAGAUGAUUGGGGCCCUAAAGGAGAGGAACCACCACAUGGACCGCAUCAUCGACUCGGAGCAGAAGGGCAAGGCGGCUCUCUCGGCUGCUCUGGAAGAUUACAAAGCCACGCUUGGCAAUGAACAGCUGGAGCUGAACCGCUUCAAAUGCCAGCUGGAGCAAGAGAGGCAGAAGGUGGCUGAGCUCUACUCCAUCCACAACUCUGGAGAGAAGAGUGACAUCCAGGAGCUGCUGGAGAGUGUGCGAAUGGACAAGGAGAAGGCAGAGGCCCUGGCCACCAACCUGCAGGAGGAUCUGGGUCACACGCGCAAUGAGGCCAACCGGCUGCAGGAUGCCAUCGGCAAGGUGGAAGCGGAGUACAGGCUCUUCCAGGACGAGGCUAAGAAGCAGAUUGCGGAGCUGACCGUGAGUCUGGACAAGCUGCGCUCAGCUCUGGAGGAGAAGGAAACGGCCAUCGGAGACAUGAAGGAGACCAUCUUCGAGCUGGAGGAUGAGGUGGAGCAGCACCGCGCUGUCAAACUGCAUGACAACCUCAUCAUCUCCGACCUAGAGAAUUCGGUGAAAAAGCUCCAGGACCAAAAGCAUGACAUGGAGCGGGAAAUUAAAAUCCUGAACCGAAGACUGAGGCUCAGCGAGUGUCUGUGCUGCUCUCUGCAGGAGGAGUCUGCGGAGUGGCGUCAGUUCCAGGCAGACCUGCAGACAGCCGUGGUCAUCGCGAACGACAUCAAAUCGGAAGCACAGGAGGAGAUCGGGGACCUGCGGCGCCGGCUGCACGAGAACCAGGAGAAGAACGAGAAGCUGGGCAAAGAGCUUGAAGACAUCAAGAACCGCAAGCAGGAUGAGGAGCGUGGCCGGGUGUAUAACUACAUGAACGCAGUAGAGAGGGACCUGGCAGCUCUGAGGCAGGGCAUGGGGCUAAGCCGCCGCUCCUCCACCUCCUCUGAGCCCUCGCCCACCGUCAAGACGCUCAUCAAGUCCUUCGACAACGCCUCGCAAGUCAUCCCAGGCUCUGCUGCUGCUGCUGUAGCUGCCGCCGCUGCUGCCACAGCCACAGCCACAGCCACGGCCAUCCCCCGGACUCCCCUGAGCCCCAGCCCCCUGAAAACCCCCCCAGCAGCCGCUGUCUCGCCCAUCCAGAGACAUUCGAUAAGUGGACCCAUGUCUUCACCAAAGCCCCUCUCCUCGCUUGCAGACAAGCGGCCGAGCUAUGCUGAGAUCAAUGUUCCAGCAGGUGAUUCUGUGUCCUGGGGCUGCAUGGAGCACCUGAUGAGAACCUCCUCGACCGGCAGGCCAGCGUCCACACUGCAGAGGGGGCCCUCCAUCGACUCCUCUAAGUCUAUCUCAGUGUCUCGGAGAAGCAGCGAAGAGGUGAAGCGUGACAUCUCUGCUCCAGACGCUGCCUCCUCAUCCUCUCUCAUGACGAUGGGAUCAGCCUCUCCCCAGCUCUCUCUUUCCUCCUCCUCCCCGACUGCCUCCGUCACACCCACAGCUCGCAGCCGCCUCCGGGAGGAGAGGAAGGACCCACUGUCAGCGCUGGCCCGGGAGUAUGGGGGCUCCAAGAGGAACGCUCUGCUCAAGUGGUGCCAGAAGAAAACCGAAGGAUACCAGAACAUUGACAUCACAAACUUCAGCAGCAGCUGGAACGACGGUCUGGCGUUCUGCGCGGUCCUGCACACCUACCUGCCGGCCCACAUCCCCUACCAGGAACUCAACAACCAAGACAAGAGAAGAAAUUUCACACUUGCCUUUCAAGCAGCAGAGAGUGUUGGUAUCAAAUCCACGCUGGACAUCAACGAGAUGGUGCGCACCGAGCGUCCAGACUGGCAGAGUGUCAUGACGUACCUCACGGCUCUUUACAAGUACUUUGAGACAUGAUGCCCCCCUGCCUGGGCUCCAAUAGAGGACUGUCUCUGAGAGCGACCAACCACUAAAUCACCUGCUGCAAACAGACAACCAGCAACAUGCAGGGAUACCCAGCUUGACAGCAUUAAAGCUAACGGACACCACAGCCAGAAACACUUCUAGAUACAAGCUGACUUUGCUUUGGGAAUCCCAUCCACCAACACUGGCCAACUGCACAUGGGAGGCACAAAGUACUGUAUAUUGUCUAAUAUAUUCAUUACGGCCACACCUAAUCGCUGCUGGGAGAGACUCAACUGGGUAAAGAAGACUGCAGGGACAUUAUUGCAGUUAAGUUUUAGUGAAGGAAACAAAACACCCUCUGAUUUCUUUUAUUGUAGGUAAAAUGCUUUCCAGGGAUCGAGGAAAUAAGGUGUUACAUUAAUACUACAAUAUGCCUGGCUGCACCAUGUAGAGAAGCUAAUCAUGCAUUCAAUACAGACUGGUACUGAGCUGUGCAACAGCACGUUACAAGGGGGGGAGGGACUAAAAUCCUUUUUUGCAGGAUGAUUUAAGGAGUAUCUGAUGCUUUUUCCAACUUCGGUAAGGCAGUGUAAAAAAAAAUAUUUUGCAGCAGCAGCUUCUGCAAUUUCUUGCCGCUUUAGCACUGCCUUGAAGUUUUCAGUCAAUCUGAAAUCCCAGUUUAGUACUGAAAACACUAGCACAGGAAAUAGCCACAUGGAACCUCUGCGCUCUAAUGCAGCAGGCAUUAAUCUUAUAGGGUAUGACCUUUUAGACGCAGCACAGUUCAGAGGAAACGAUAGUAUUGGUACAAUAUAGUCAAGUCCUGCCUGCACAUUCACCUUUGCACUGCCUCAUUUCUGAUUGCAGUGUAGUUCAUAGUUUCACACAGGGCCAUUUUACCGAUCACACUUUGUUUUGAAACUUGCUUAAAAACAAAAAUAAGCACAUCUAAAAAGCUGUUUCCCCAGAAGUUAAUUGAUUCUAUGGUAUCUACACAAGUGUGUCACCCAAAUGACUAAACCACCUGCCUUUAGUUCAUGCGCUGACUUGCCAACCAUUUUUAAUAACUUCACUUCCAGGAACCUCAAUAAUACAGGAGAUACAACACCCCUGCCUUAGUCUUUAAAUCACGUGUCUGUUAAAGCUGGGAGAAACCCGCUACCCUGUGCUUCUGUUUCUCCUUUGCAGCUUACCUUAACUUACAAGUAGAGGUGAGAAUGCCAGCCUCAAGCCAAAAUUGCAAUUUUGUUAUUGUGUUGAGGCUUUUGUGUUGUGGAUGCUAUAGUCAUCAGUACCAAACACUGAGUUAUUGUUAUAGUUCAUGAUACUUUUUAAAAAGCCAAUGUUACACACGGAUGUGUUUUGAUCCCCGCUAGGACAAAAUGGACCGCUGUUGUUUUUAGGGUUUAUUUUACAGUCUGUUUUUGUGUUCCCUUCUCAUUCUGUUACUCGUUUCCACAGCAACACAUAUCCAUAGUUUUUCAUGACUCAGACAUCCAAAUCUAGACAAGCCAUCAUUCCAGUGAAGCAUUGGCAGCCAGUGUGUUUUGUGGAGUCCGUGGUGCAAUGGCAGUACUGUGCACUCACCACAGGGCUUCAAGUUCAGAAUGCUGGAACCCAUUCUGUGGCUCUCGUACAGUCCCUCCUGUACAGUACAAGCAGUUGGAGGAAUAAAAGUAUUUAGGGAAUGACAGAUUUGGUAGAAACCACAAAUUUACAGUGGUUUCCAAAAGUGAAAAAUGAAUCAAAUCAGGCAUCAGCAAUAACUGCAGAUGUCAGUAUUACGAGGCACGAGUGUGGGCAGUAUUAGGAAAUGCCUGAAUCCGUGGGGGAAAUGUAUAAAGAAAUUGGAUGGUUUCUGCACAGGCACAAAAUUCUGUAAAUCCACUUCACAUGCUGCUGAAGACCUGUUCAGGUUAUUUAUAUACGCUGGAACUCCUGGACGCUUUCUGCAUCUCAAUACAGAAGAGAUACAUAUAGGCAUCUACCAAGACAAGGGGAGUACAGGAGCCUUUAAAAUAGUCCAAUCCAUCUGGUGGUACACUGUUCAGAGUGAAUAAAUAAGUUAAAAAAAAAAACACCAUCAGCCAGGAUAUAACUGGGUGAAAUAUUGAAGUGUUUCUUUAAACCUUAUAAUGAAUGAAUAUUGACUUGCAGAAUAUGCUUUCCAGUGCAGUUGUAGACAUGCUUUUAGCUCAUGUUUGAAGGUGUGGGUUUAGACCGUGUCAUCUCUGCUUGUUAGUCUUCUCGCGUCUAAAAAGGUCAAGCAGAUGUGGGUGUGUCUGCAAAAUAUCGCCUGAAACUGUCAAAUCUCUUUUUUGCGUGGGAUUUGUAUAGAACAAUUUUUAUUGCACUUUUAAAAUGUACUUUGCGUAUUCAUUCUCUCCCCUAUUAUCCACUGGCCAGCUGGGUUUUAAAAAGUACUUAAAAGCAGGCAAUACCAAAAGCAUCUAAAAGCACAUGUUGUUGUUUUAGCUUUGCCCUGGCUGAGAUGAAAAAUAAAGUUUAAAAAGCCUUGCAAGACAGGUACAGUAAUAAUUGAAGGUAGUUAAUGACAUCUGUAGCAGUUUGUUUCCAGGAAGAUGUUUCCAAAGAGUGUGUAACCCAGCUAUUCCUCAGAAGAGAAGUUGGUUGUUUUUUUUUUUGUUUUGUUUUGUUUUUGUAAUAAAACACCCAUCUGUAUAAGAUCUGUAUAGAAGAUAAAAAGACAAGUUACUGGUUAUUUUUCUACAGCCAUUACUAAACCUUGACUACAAGUGGUCACGCUAUAGAUCAAAAGUAAAUAAAUGAAGCAAAAGAUUAGUGCUAAUUGGGCGAGGGGGGAGAGAAAGCAGUCCAUUUUAAGGGGGAAGGAGAGAAAGCAGUCUGUUUUAAGGGGGCGGGAGAAAAAGCAGUCAGUUUUAAGGGGGCGGGAGAAAAAGCAGUCAGUUUUAAGGGGGUGGGACAAAAAGCAGUCUCUUUUAAGGGGGUGGGAGAAAAAGCAGUCUGUUUUAAGGGGGCGGGAGAAAAAGCAGUCUGUUUUAAGGGGGUGGGAGAAAAAGCAGUCUGUUUUAAGGGGAAGGGGAGAAACCAGUCUGUUUUAAGGUGGGGGGGGGGGAGCAGUCUGUUUUAAAGGGUAGUUACACAUUUUUGCCUAUAAUCCUUAAAGUUGCCUUUUGGACCAUGCUUCUGCCAUUGUUGAGCCUGCCUGCCAGCCAGGAUAUAAGCUGCUGCUUACAAAGGCACCUGGAAGAGGGUUCGAACUGGAUCCUUUGAAACGAUACGUUCAGAUAAAAUUGUCUUUCUGCCUUAGUAGUUUUGAUUUAGAGCUUUUUGCUUUUUUUUUUUUUUUUAUGAUAGCAAUCAUUCAAAUUUUAAUUUUUCUGUAUUCCACUGCCAGGCCAUGCAAGCACUAGACUGUUAAACAUCACUUGACUCCCCACAUGAAGAUAAGCAGUACCCCAACCUCAGGGCUUGUAUGUUUUAAAGCAUUUAGAGGGGGUUAAACAUCAUUCAGAUUGUGGAGCUUGAAAGACAUUACACAGCCAGUAGGGAUGGUGUAUAUUUUUAAUGUUACAAGGAGUCUGCCAGUCAAGCCCCCUGCGUUAGUCGGCUUCAGUGGACUGACACUCAGUUCUGCGCACCUCUUUGUUCAAGUUAUGUUUAAAAUCUAUAUACUCUGUCUCUUGUACUUCUAAAUUACCUAUUUUUGGGCAGUACAUUGCUAAAGUACAACCGUCCUCCAGCCACCUCAGCUGCCUAUGGAACACAUUUUGUUUAGUUCAAUUUACUGCACAGGGGUUUGCAUGAGGAUUGCAAUUUGAUCACAAAGAACCACUUUCAUAAUUACUGUAUGGGAUCUAAAGGGUUUAAUGAAUCAACAUGGCCUGGCAGGAUGAACCCUGAUCUGUAUGGCCUGCUUCAUCGGUUUUAUUUAUUGCAUGACUUUGGACAUCCACUGCGAAGGAUGCAGCAACCUUUCUUUGGAUUACUGGCACACAGCAGCUAAACCUGCAGCAGCGGUAGCCUGUAAAACCUGGCAAUACUGAACAGUGGAGAAAUGCUGCAAAAACUGCUUAAAUCGCAUUUUGUUUUUUUUCUUUUAAGUUGUUAUUGUAGCUUUUAUAGUUUAAGGAAAUCAACAACAGUCUAAUUUCAUGAACAUAAUAUUGUAUUUAAUCAUUCAAAACAUUCUGGAAAUAGUUAGCUCUGAAUAUAUAUCUCACUACAGUAGUUCUCCAAAACCACCAAUGUUGGCAGUGUGUCUGGUCUACUGGCUUAAUUUAAGGUCCUGUUGCGGGCUACACUGGGUGUCGUAUGUUUUAGAAUAGGUGGGUUGCUACAUUGGGGUAAAAUACUGAACAGUUGAGCAUUUCAAGUUCUGCACACUAAUGAUGCUACAGGUUUGAAUUCGCACAGUCGGUUAAUGUUUGACUUGUAAUCCGUUAAAAGGGGAUGCUGCAUCUAACUUAUUUAGCCGAAGAUUUACAUAAUGAAAGGUGACAACUUGGUCACCGUUGUUAUUCUUCUUGCAAAAUGAUGUCUAUCAGUAACACUUAGUGUUUUGUAUGUUAUGUUUUUUUGUUUACCUUCUUGAAUGUAUAAUGAGACCGCUAAGGCUUUCUUUCUGUUUUGAGUUAGUAUUUGUGUGUGUCUUGUUUUCAUAUCGUCUGCCAAACAGGCAACAGUAUGGCAGUAAUAAUUAUAAAAGCUAUGUAUUACUUUUCAUUACUUACCUGGCUGUUUUUUUUUGUAUACAAAUAUAUAAAUGUGUUGUUGGAAAUGUAUUGAGCAGAUACAGUUAUCUAAGCAACAUUAAAACCAUUAUCAGAU
Polyodon spathula (Mississippi paddlefish) is the source of this 8537-nucleotide messenger RNA. RefSeq names its product cytospin-A-like. The coding region runs from base 249 to 3737 and encodes 1162 amino acids. Gene Ontology annotation, biological process: actin cytoskeleton organization; mRNA export from nucleus. Lineage: Eukaryota; Metazoa; Chordata; Actinopteri; Acipenseriformes; Polyodontidae. Gene Ontology annotation, cellular component: filamentous actin; nuclear pore; microtubule organizing center. The record is from RefSeq and is a predicted model, not a curated record. Gene Ontology annotation, molecular function: structural constituent of nuclear pore; protein binding. The transcript is spliced from 17 exons.